Messenger RNA from Phalaenopsis equestris, 479 nucleotides. RefSeq lists its product as uncharacterized. The coding region runs from base 1 to 381 and encodes 126 amino acids. The transcript is spliced from 5 exons. The record is from RefSeq and is a predicted model, not a curated record. Lineage: Eukaryota; Viridiplantae; Streptophyta; Magnoliopsida; Asparagales; Orchidaceae.
AUGGUCUUUGAUUGGGGUUGUGUGAGUUGCUUUUCGGACUUCAAUCAUUUAAAUGUUGUGAAUUGUGAGCCGCCCGCGUCCCCGCCGGCUAUCUUCAACACCAGUCUCUCUUCUCCUCCUCCCGUCGCUUCCGCACUUAGAGCCGAUACAGGAAGCUCAAGUGCGGAGGAUUCGCUGCAAUGGGAGGAGCUCAUCGAGAAGGGAAUAUACAAAUGCAGGUUCUUAGCCUUCUUUGGAGUGCUGGGUUCUCUUAUGGGAUCUGUGCUUUGUUACCUAAAGGGAUGUGUGCUUGUGAUCAAUUCCUUCGCAGAUUACAUUGGUAAUGGUGGAAGAGUGAUAGUAAUGUUGGUUGAAGCCGUGGGUAUAGCUCAUAUACCAUAAAUGGGACAAAUGUUGGAGUAGAACUGAGCCCACGAGCGAAGUGGAGCUGAAUGAUCUGUCCAAUCGGGGGAGUUUCAUUAUAUGGGUUAGGGGUGCAA